AGUACUGACUGAAACAUGGCUACAUGGUGGCAUACUUGACAGUGAAUUAUUUGAUAAUCGCUUUUCGGUUUUUCGUGAUGACCGAGUGGUUGAUGGUAAUACUGUUGGGGGCGGAGUGUUGAUUGCCAAGAGACUGAACCCGGUACUAUGUGGUUUCAGUCCAGGUAUUCCAGGGAUUCAGGCACUAUGGGCUUCCUUUCAUUUCGCAAUGAAGAAAAAGGCUCGUAUUUUGUUGGAAGUCUGUGCAGUAUGCUCGACAAGAGAGGCACUGACUACGAUAUAUUGACACUUAUGACAAUGGUCAAUCACCGUGUGGCUAUCUACUUCGAAUCCAAAAGUAAAAAAGAAAUGUAUCAUGAUAAAAAACAAAUUCCUUGUAUACAUUCCACACUCACCCGCCGAUUGAAGUUUAACAUCAAGACUAAAUGAAUUACAACAGAAUGAUAUUAUAAAUAAUCGUUUUUUUUCAAUCACGAUUAUCUUGUGAAGUGAGAAAGUAAUGAAACUGAGAAUCUAAUGUGAUUUUUGAAUUGCGAUCAAAGCAUAUUAUAUAGUUGCCUUCAAAUUUAAAUUAGAACUUGACAAAUGUUAAUAAAUUAGAAAACACUGAUAUUAUUUUGUAAAAAAGUGUUGGACUUAUAUCUUUUCAAGAACCAAGAAGAGUUAGGUAAAUUCAUAGAUUUUAUUCGAACCUAAUGUUUUUUUCACUGUAUUUCAGGAGUUAUAGAAAUUUGAUAUUUUCUUAAGCAAAUAUUA
This is a messenger RNA of Nilaparvata lugens (brown planthopper), 756 nucleotides long. Its product is annotated as caspase-7-like. Gene Ontology annotation, molecular function: cysteine-type endopeptidase activity. Gene Ontology annotation, biological process: proteolysis. Lineage: Eukaryota; Metazoa; Arthropoda; Insecta; Hemiptera; Delphacidae. The coding region runs from base 148 to 429 and encodes 93 amino acids. The transcript has 2 exons. The record is from RefSeq and is a predicted model, not a curated record.